GGUGGAAGAAAAGUGAGGCAAACACAAGCACGCACACACCACUGGGAGAUCAGAUCUUCUAGCUGGCUCUCUGCUGCCACAGCUCCGCCGAAGGGAGGGGGUGGAAGAGGAGGACUAAACUCAGAGCUGAGAGGAGAGGCAGGUGUGUGCAGGUGCAUCACCUAGAUCAUGAGGUCACCCCUCUGCUGGCUCCUCCCACUUCUCAUCUUGGCCUCGGUGGCCCAAGGCCAGUCAACAAGACGACCAAGACCCGGGACUGGGCCCGGGCGCAGACCGAGACCCAGGCCCAGGCCCACACCCAGCUUUCCUCAGCCUCAUGAACCAGCAGAGCCAACAGACCUGCCUCCUCCCCUCCCUCCAGGCCCUCCAUCUGUCUUCCCUGACUGUCCCCGCGAAUGCUACUGCCCCCCUGAUUUCCCAUCUGCCCUCUACUGUGAUAGCCGCAACCUGCGAAAGGUCCCUGUCAUCCCGCCCCGCAUCCAUUACCUCUAUCUCCAAAACAACUUCAUCACUGAGCUCCCGCUGGAGUCCUUCCAGAAUGCCACAGGCCUGCGAUGGAUUAACCUGGACAACAACCGAAUCCGCAAGAUAGACCAGAGGGUGCUGGAGAAAUUGCCUGGCCUGGUGUUCCUCUACAUGGAGAAGAACCAGUUGGAAGAGGUCCCCUCGGCCCUGCCCCGGAACCUGGAGCAGUUGAGGCUGAGCCAGAACCACAUCUCCAGAAUCCCGCCUGGCGUCUUCAGCAAGCUGGAGAACCUGCUGCUCCUGGAUCUCCAGCACAACAGGCUGAGCGACGGCGUCUUCAAGCCCGACACUUUUCAGGGCCUCAAGAACCUCAUGCAGCUCAACCUGGCCCACAAUAUCCUGAGAAAGAUGCCGCCCAGGGUCCCUACCGCCAUUCACCAGCUCUACCUGGACAGCAACAAGAUUGAGACCAUCCCUAACGGAUAUUUCAAGAGCUUUCCCAAUCUUGCCUUCAUUCGGCUUAACUACAACAAGCUGACAGACAGGGGACUCCCCAAGAACUCCUUUAACAUCUCCAACCUGCUCGUGCUCCACCUGUCACACAACAGGAUCAGCAGUGUGCCCGCCAUCAACAACAGGCUGGAACACCUGUACCUCAACAACAACAGCAUCGAGAAAAUCAACGGAACCCAGAUUUGCCCCAACAACCUAGUGGCGUUCCAUGACUUCUCCUCGGACCUGGAGAACGUUCCACACCUGCGCUACCUGCGGCUGGAUGGGAACUACCUGAAGCCGCCCAUCCCGCUGGACCUCAUGAUGUGCUUCCGCCUCCUGCAGUCCGUAGUCAUCUAGGCCCUACUCCGCCAAGGGAUCUGCUCUGACCGCACUUGAAGGCUGGGGCCCAGGCGCCUGUGCCCGCCAUUCAUUUUCUCUCUCUCCCUUUCUUGCUCCCAGCUUUGCCUCCCUUAUCCCACCCUCGAGGCAGGGAAAAACCAUCUAUUCUUCUGCAGCCUCAGGAGCGAGACUUCCAAGGGCUCGGUUUGGUCCCACCCAGUUGAAAGACACCCAGUGCACACCCAAACUCCUGGCCUUCUGUGGUUUCCCUUUGUUCCAGAAACACAGAUGUGUCUAAAGACUUGGUGUCCCCUUCUCUCUCCUCCCCUACCCGCCACUCCUGGGUACAUCUGGGCCAUGGACUGACAUCUGAUCUUGGUCCUGGCCCAGCAAGCAGCCGGGAGGUAAGGUUCAGAAAGUCCCCCUGGGGACUCCUCCAUCUUGGGCAGCUCUGGCUCAAAGAGGCCAAGAAACCCAGUUCUCCUGGGCCAAGGAUCCCUUCUGGCAAAGCUGCUGCUCCGCGGCGCGGUUCCCUGGCACCAGAUAUCGUCCUGGCCCUGCUGGCCCGGGUCUCCGGAAAGGAGGAGCGAGGGAAUGACGGAGGUGGGGUGCAGGGUCAGGGCUGCCGCAGGGGCCUGCAUCUGGCCAGCAGGUCACAGGGAUGCGCAGGGGGGCCCCUCCUGUUCCAGAGUGAACAUAGCACACGCUCUCCUGGCUGGGCCUCAGGGGGAACAGCCAAGGAGAAGAAUGGCCCAAGGAACUAGGAAGCAGCCAUGGGAGAGGGGAGGGGUUCAAGCCCGGAUGGGCCCGCGUGGCGUCGAUGGGUCCUCCGGCCCCCUUGCCCAACCUCGGGUUUAGGGAGCAGCGUUCACAGUGUUUGUGUGGGGGCGGGGGAGGGAAGAGGCAGCAGCCCCGCCCCCGCCAUCUGUUCUCCAUCAGUGUGCGCGGCCCAGGCUUUUCCACCCCCGGGAGGCGGCUCCUGAGGAACAGGGAGGAAGGGGCGGAGCACCUGGACAUCUCCCAGAAGCCCCUCUACGUUUGAAAAUGCGCCUCCUCCCCGGAGACAGACGCGUGGGUGCCACCUAGUGGCUGGUGGGGGUAACAGCUGGCCCCAGUCUUAACGCCUGGCCCUCUUCCUGGAGUGAUUUUCCUCAGUGGAGGCGGCCCGUGGGGUCCCAACAUGGAAUAACCAUGAGCCGUAUGCAUGGUGUCGCUCUCCUCUAAGGUCUAACGGGCACUAACGUCCCCACGCUGGGCUCAUUCCCGUCGUGAGUGAGGGAGGUGGAUAAGAUUCUCCUGGCCCGGCGCGGUGGCUCACGCCUGUAAUCCCAGCACUUUGGGAGGCCGAAGCGGGCGGAUUAUUGCCUGAGCUCAGGAGUUCGAAACCACCCUGGGCAACAUGGUGAACACCCCCCACCCCCCGCCCGUCUCUACUAAAAAUACAAAAAAAAAAAAAAAUUAGCCAGGUGUAGUGGCGGGUGCCUGUAAUCCCAGCUACUAGGAGGCUGAGGUGGGAGAAUCGCUUGAGCCCGGGAGGCGGAGGUUGCAGUGAGCCGGGAUUGUGCCACUGCACUCCAGCUUGGGUGACAGAGUGAGACUCCGUCUCAAAAAAGAAAGAAAGAAAGAAAAAAAAAGAUGCUCCUCUGAGGUCCCUCCGGCACUCAUGUUCCGAGUCUGGGGCUCCACACCUUAAAUCGUACUCGAAUGCAGGACAAGUCCUAAAUAUUUGCCCCUUCCCUUGAGUAACUUAUUUUCUGUAUGGACUGUCCCUCCUCUAGAGGCUUCCCCACCCUCCAUGCCUGGCCCAGGUGAACGGCUUGGCGGGUCUCCAAGUGGAACCCGGUCCAGACAGGGCUGCCUCGACUUCACCUUCCCCCCUAACUUCCUCCAAGGGAUGCUGCCCCUUCUCCGCCCCCUACGUGUGUAUGUUGGUGGGAGGCACAGGGGAUGGAUAUUCUAGAAAUGAGUAAGACACAGUGCCCACCCCCAAGUUAGGAUGAAAAAUGUUCCAGAGGUUUUUAAGAAAUUGGAUUAAACUGGGUCCCUGACUGCAAGAAAUUCCCAUUAUGCUCCUUCUCACCUUUCUCUUUUGCUAAUUAUGGAAAAUACGGCCCAUUUCAUCAUAGCCUCCUUCCCCCAUGCUCCACUACAAUCGCCGCAUUCUUUUCUAGCUGCAGCUGGUUUCUCCAAGGCUCCUGCUUAAAGUCGAUGCAUUAUGGUGCGUUAUGGCCGAAAGCAACCUGGUGCUUCGGCCUGGAUAAGAGCCCCUUCUGCAUCUUAUUCACAGCUUGCAACCUCAGCCCCUUUGAUGAGGCCCUCAGGGGAGAGGUCAUUCCCUUGAUCCUGCAAACCCAGACUCAUUUAGCAGUAAAGCAAUCACCAUCAUCCCACUGCCCAAUCUAGAAGAUGUCUGCUCUCCAUCGCUCUCUGCAGCUCUAAGCCAAAGGGGAUUCAAGGUAAAUUGACUUUACAGGCUCCCCUCCCCAAACACACACACAAUGGGCUGGUUUCUUUUGAGUUUAAAAAAGCCCCCUUCUCCAUGCACAAGUUCAUUCCCUCCAUGCUGUUGUCAUCGACAUAUACAGGUGUGUAUGUAGGUGUACAUGUGUACUCUGCACGUAUAUCUCUUCUCUCUUGAAGACCGUGUUAACUUUGUGAAAUAACUUCCACAUUUCAACACGCUUCACAGUAGAGGAAAUAAAGUAAUAUGAAAAACA
This is a messenger RNA of Chlorocebus sabaeus (green monkey), 4016 nucleotides long. RefSeq names its product proline and arginine rich end leucine rich repeat protein (gene PRELP). The record is from RefSeq and is a predicted model, not a curated record. Gene Ontology annotation, molecular function: protein binding; heparin binding. Lineage: Eukaryota; Metazoa; Chordata; Mammalia; Primates; Cercopithecidae. Gene Ontology annotation, cellular component: extracellular exosome.